Hylaeus anthracinus is the source of this 1737-nucleotide messenger RNA. RefSeq lists its product as uncharacterized. Gene Ontology annotation, molecular function: DNA-binding transcription factor activity; protein dimerization activity. The transcript is spliced from 2 exons. Bases 92 to 1435 code for a protein of 447 amino acids. Lineage: Eukaryota; Metazoa; Arthropoda; Insecta; Hymenoptera; Colletidae. The record is from RefSeq and is a predicted model, not a curated record.
UGAAACCAGUGCGUGUGAAGUGAUCAAGAACCGAAGACUGUGUUAAAUCAGCAUCGUGGUGCGCGAUAGCGCGCUUUAAUCGCCAUCCAACAUGACCCAUCACGUAGUGGAAUCCACCUCCGAACUGUCCGCCCUAAUGAAAGCCGGUGUCAUGGCUGGAUCCGACAGGGAUGCAGGCUUCUGCAGCGGAGGCGACGAGGACGACAUGUCUGGCCUGCACUCGCCGAGCGCCUCGGAGGACAGCGUGGAAGUGCAAGUGAUGCCGAUAUCCUUGAGAAACAAGAGGAAACUGGCCGAGCCAAGGAAGAUUCAGGAACCAAACACAGCCCCCCUGAAAAAGAGAAGAUUUGAGCAAAUCGAGGAGACGGUCGUGGCAGACGAAGAGGUACCCAGAACGGCGCGAUCGCCCAGUCCGUUUCGACCGUGGAGCAGUUCAAGAAAGAGCGUCGAUUCAAAAGUCUCGUCAUCGAUUCGAACGGAACAAGCUACAGUUGUGCAGUCGGAUACCUUGCCAUCGAAAGCCCUAUCCUCUAUAGAGUCCACUGUCUCGAGUCGCGUUCGCGACAACGGCCACGAGGACGAUCGCAACCGUCUGAUCAUCGUCAAUGACACUCAGAGGAAACUCGAGGAAAGCUUCGAAUCUCGAAGCGAGUCACAACGUCGAGACGAUCUGCCAUCUAGACUGCGACAGUCCACGCAAAAUCGUCUACCUCGAACCGAAAGGCGGGAACCCUCCCGUCAGAACUUCGACUCAACGAUGGUCGCCAGCUUAGCUUCGGCGCCCGUACCAUCCGUAACGUCGACAUCGACGCCUCGAUUACAGGAAGAACCCUUGGCACUCGUCCUGAGGGGAGAAAUAGGCACUAGGGUACCCUCCCAUCCAGCGGUAAACGGCAGCUACGAGAGAACGUGCUCGUACUCCGUGGAGCACGCCUCAUCGUCGUCCUCUUCCUCGUCCUCCUCUUCCUCGACGUCGUCUUCGUCGUCCUCCUUGCUACUCAACCGUCAAGAAAAUCAUCGAUCGGGCACGAAUGGUUGCAGUUCCUCUCAGACGAUGAUGACAACAUCAACAACGGCGGGCCCUCAAACUGGCCAUCCGAGGCAACAACAUACGGCUGUGGGUCAGCAAAGGAACUACAAGAACAUGACUCGCGAGAGGAGAAUAGAGGCGAACGCCAGAGAAAGAACGAGGGUGCACACGAUAAGCGCCGCGUUCGACACCCUUAGGCGUGCCAUUCCCGCCUACUCUCACAAUCAAAAGCUCUCGAAACUGUCCGUGCUGAGGAUCGCCUGCAGUUACAUCAUGACGCUGGGCAAGAUAGUCAACACUCCCGAAGGAGAGGCAACGAACAGCGCACCGUUGGGGGCAUGCGUGGAUCUCGUAUCGAGAACAAUUCAAACGGAGGGCAAGCUUCGAAAGAGGAAGGAAGACUGAAACCAUCCGCCCACGCGGUCGGGAGAUAAUCGCCCGACAACUGCAACGUACAAAUUAACGCGCACCGCCGACGCUGUCGCGGGCAGUAUCCUCUAAAGGCCCGUGUUCACGUGACAUUAAAGUCAUGGACGGUUAGGCAAUUCGAAGUCACGACAGUACGACUGUAUAUUUUGUCGUCGUUUCGAGGCUGGUCCCUAUCGCAGCAUUCGUCCUUAGAGUUGUGCUGAAAUACAAAUAAAUUGGGAAAUAUAAUUGGGUUACAUUGUAAUUCGCGUUACUUAAGUAAUGGGGUUACUUUGGAA